AUGAACGUGCGUCAAUUGUUUCUUUGAUUAAUACAGGCACAUUCUCGCAUUUGAAAUUACAUUCAGUAUGAAAUAAAAUUGCUUUUUAAUACAUUACUUUUAUAAAAUGCGGAAGUUGUUGUUCAAACGAGUAAGAAUGCAGAUCCGAAGGUUUGAAGAGAGAGUUAUUGAGUGUUAAUAUUUUUUCAAGUUUUAUAAUCUGUUUAUGAUAAGCUCGAUUCUGCGAAAUUCUUAUCUCUGACUAAAAGUGGUUAUCGAUGAAAUGCAAAAGCAGAAAACGCGCUUGACAGCAAUGAUGAAUCAAGAACACGGUGGAAAUUAUGAAGAUCGCAUUGAAUUCAUAAUUGCUUUAAUGACAAAAGAUUACGAGAAGGCUCGUGACGUUGGAGAUCGAUUGUUAAAGCAAAACCGGAACAACGUAGAUGUUGCUCGUGCUCUUAAUAUUCUGCAGCAUAAAAAACACGAAGAAUGCGAAAGGUCAAGUGUAAUUGAAUCUGACAGUAUUCGUAAAGGAAGUGACGCGACCGAUGGUGACGAUAUCGAUUUUACAGACAACAAUGCAGUUAUUGCUAUCGACCCAGCAAUGGCAAAUAAAAUCGUGUCACACGACAUGUCUCGACUGAAUAAUGAAGCCAGGAGUCAUCUUGAUUUUAAACGGAACAUGCACAGAGUAAUACUGAUAAAGACGAAUAAAAAGAAUAUUCAAGCAAAAGAUUUGACGAAAUGUUGAAAAUAUUAUCUUACAUAUAUUACAUGGAAUUUUUUUGAGAAUUCCUUCAAAAUCAUGGGACAACAUGGUAUUUCAAAGAAUUUUAUUAUAAUUUUAGUAAAAUUUAAUUAUUUUCUAAUAUAAUUUGAAAACUAUUGUAUUAUAAAAAUUUUUUACUAUAAUUUUAAUAAAAUUUAACUAAACAAUUUUAUGAUACUUAAGUAGUUUUUGAUUAAAUUUUAUUAAAAUUAUAAUAAAAUUUUUCGUAAUAUUAUGUACAAUCUUACAAUUAUUAUUUGAUUUUGAAAGUAAAUUUAAGAAAAAAUUCUGUCUGUGUGUUUAAAAUAUGAGCACAAAACAUUAAAUAAAGCAUAAAGCAUUAAUAAAUAAUGUAAACAAUA
This is a messenger RNA of Solenopsis invicta (red fire ant), 1110 nucleotides long. RefSeq lists its product as uncharacterized. The record is from RefSeq and is a predicted model, not a curated record. NCBI's taxonomy places the organism in Eukaryota, Metazoa, Arthropoda, Insecta, Hymenoptera, Formicidae. Bases 263 to 730 code for a protein of 155 amino acids. The transcript has 4 exons.